UCCUACCGAGAGCUCAAAGACUUGAAGAAGGCCAACGUGCUCCACAUAGACGUGCGGGAGAGGUGGGAGAUCGACAGAUUUGGAAAAAUCCCAGCGUCCGUCAAUAUACCGCUUGGUGAAUUAGUGGAAGCUCUACAGAUGGAUCCAAUAGAGUUCAAGGAGCAGUACAACCAAGAGAUGCCAUCCAUGGUCUUCUCCUGUUUGGCAGGAACAAGAAGUAAACAAGCACUCGGUUUUGCCACGUCCUUGGGUUUCAGCAGAGUUCAGCAAUAUGCUGGUGGCUUUGAAGACUGGGUAAAACAUGAACCUCCAGAGAAAAAAUGA
Apaloderma vittatum (bar-tailed trogon) is the source of this 324-nucleotide messenger RNA. It is a transcript of the gene TSTD3, whose product is annotated as thiosulfate sulfurtransferase (rhodanese)-like domain containing 3. Gene Ontology annotation, cellular component: mitochondrion. NCBI's taxonomy places the organism in Eukaryota, Metazoa, Chordata, Aves, Trogoniformes, Trogonidae. The record is from RefSeq and is a predicted model, not a curated record. Gene Ontology annotation, molecular function: thiosulfate-cyanide sulfurtransferase activity.